GCGCACUGACCAUAGAGAGGAAGACGUGGCUAGAAGGACGCCCGCCGAGCCGACCAACGGGACGGCGCCUAGAGCGUCAGUCCCCCAUCCCCUUCUGCAAUCAAAGCGAUUCUUAGCUAGGUGAAGGGAGUACCGCUUAGAAAGUUACAAGCCGCUCUGCAAAGCGUAGAUUUCGAGGGAAAAUUAUGCAGUUUUAUCAGGCUUUCAGGUUUGUUUGUGCGUUGGAAUCGUUCACGUCCCACCCUCCUGUAAAAUAGUCUGGGGAGGAGUCUGUUGAACCAGAAAAGUACAGAGCUGUGGCCAGGAAUGACGGUGUCUCCGCUUGCUUUCCAGCUGUACCCUGGCAAGUGCAUCAGAUCCUCUCUGAGAUGAGUUCACCUUCCAACCCCAGCACCAUCCCAUCCAUAUUCCUAAUUUGUGGGUUCUCCGGAAGAGCCUGGCAGAUGGCCGCAUUAAGUUCAAGUGCUGGUGUCAGAUUUAUCUUUGAGCGAGAAUUUACUUGAAACCACAUCAGCCUGAGUUGGCAGAACCCGGACGGCCUCACAUAGCACCAGGGUGCAUCUUGCAAAAUUUGAAGUCGGGUCUGAAAGAGGUGUUUGAGUUUCUCUCACCCUUCCCCAUUUUACAGAUGAGAAAAAAUGAGGCCUACAAAAGAAUCCUAGAAUUCAGAAUCCUUAACAUCAGCCUUUUAUCGUAACCAUGAGGGUCCAACCUUUAGAGGAAUCGCAAGAACGUAUCCUGCAUAAGACAGGAUAUUUAAACUCGCGGUUUUCCUGACAAUCACUGCACUGACUUGCUAACUCCAUCCUGGGAUAUGAGACAGUCAAAAUACAUUCUUAGCUUCUAGAACUUGUGCCUUUAACCUCUGGGUUAAACACUGCUAUUGCUAGCACUAUUUUGCUAAUUCAAACUGGGUUUAAGACAUGUCAUGAGAACCUGUUGUUAAUGCAGGAUUUGAGGAAAUUGUGAAGAUGGCUAAAACAGCCCCAACCUUUCAGGAGCACAUACCCGAACAAAAGAUUCGAAUACCCGGGGGGCAAGAAAGGAAAUUUGGUAAUUUUUGUACAGCCAGAAGAGUUUCAACCACCCCUGUCAACUGGAGUUGGAAAUUAAGUGACUUUCCACUUUGCAGUGGUACAAACCUGUUAUCACAACACUCUGGAGACUGAGGCAGGGGGUUGUGAGUGUGGAACAUAAGUCUGAGACCAGCUCAGGAACAUAAUGAGAUUCUGGAGGGCAAAGAGGAGGGGGUAUGUGACUCUUCCUCCCAGGAGACUCAAGAACCCUUUCUCCUCCAUCUGUGCUAUUAGGUAGAAAUCAGCAGACCCACAGCAGUGAAGUCCGUGGCUCAGGCAGAUCAGCUAACUCAGGAGUAGACCCUUACAAGGGGCUUUGGGGAAUACGGAGGAGCUGGUGAGUUGUGUGGUAGAGACACGGCAUAAGAGAACAGAAUGGAAGCAGUAGACAGAGUGCAGAUAAAACACAAGUCCCAGAGGGCCCUAGCCAGCUGCAUCCCAGGCAAUCUGGAGCCCGGGAUUGGAGACCCCACCCCUGCUGUGACAUCACAGGGGAGUGGAGCGCAGAAGACGAAUAAAAAGGUGGUCCGCCCUGGCCCUGGACGGUUGGCAGCCAGAGUGUCAAGAGGAGAGAGAGGGGGACUGACUACAGUUGCCUGGCUUACAGGAUCUUUUCCUCAAGUCCCACUAAGCGACCCACUCCAGGCCUUGAUCUCCCUGUCCUGAGGUCGUCUCUCUGGGCUGCCAUCUACGGCCGUUCUGAGUGACUGUGACUUUCUCAAUAUGAACUGUAUAUCAGACUUCUUCACCUACGAGACUACCAAGUCGGUGGUUGUGAAGAGCUGGACCAUUGGGAUCAUCAACCGAGCCGUCCAGCUGCUGAUCAUCUCCUACUUUGUGGGGUGGGUUUUCUUGCACGAGAAGGCCUACCAAGUGCGGGACACUGCCAUUGAGUCCUCGGUAGUGACAAAGGUGAAAGGCUUCGGACGCUAUGCCAACAGAGUCAUGGACGUGUCAGAUUAUGUGACCCCACCCCAGGGCACCUCUGUCUUUGUCAUCAUCACCAAGAUGAUCGUCACUGAAAAUCAAAUGCAAGGAUUCUGUCCAGAGAAUGAGGAGAAGUACCGCUGUGUGUCUGACAGCCAGUGUGGGCCUGAGCGCUUCCCGGGUGGGGGGAUCCUCACUGGCCGCUGUGUGAACUACAGCUCUGUUCUCCGAACCUGUGAGAUCCAGGGCUGGUGCCCCACCGAAGUGGACACCGUGGAGAUGCCUAUCAUGAUGGAAGCCGAGAACUUCACCAUUUUCAUCAAGAACAGCAUCCGUUUCCCUCUCUUCAACUUCGAGAAGGGAAACCUCCUGCCCAACUUGACAGACAAGGACAUAAAGACAUGCCGCUUCCACCCGGAAAAGGCCCCAUUCUGCCCCAUCUUGAGGGUAGGGGAUGUGGUUAAGUUUGCUGGGCAAGACUUUGCCAAGCUGGCCCGCACGGGUGGCGUUCUGGGCAUUAAGAUCGGCUGGGUGUGUGACCUGGACAAGGCCUGGGACCAGUGUAUUCCCAAAUAUUCCUUCACUCGGCUGGACGGAGUGUCGGAGAAAAGCAGCGUUUCCCCUGGCUACAACUUCAGGUUUGCCAAGUACUACAAAAUGGAGAAUGGCAGCGAGUACCGCACCCUCCUGAAGGCUUUCGGCAUCCGCUUUGACGUGCUGGUGUACGGGAACGCUGGCAAGUUCAAUAUCAUCCCUACCAUCAUCAGUUCCGUGGCCGCCUUCACCUCUGUGGGAGUGGGCACGGUUCUCUGUGACAUCAUCCUGCUCAAUUUUCUGAAAGGGGCUGACCAUUACAAAGCCAGGAAGUUUGAGGAGGUGAACGAGACAACCCUGAAGGGCACCGCAUCUGCCAACCCAGUGUUCCCCAGCGACCAGGCCACUGUGGAAAAGCAGUCCACAGACUCAGGGGCCUACUCCAUCGGCCACUAGGGCCUCUUCCCAGGGCUCCACGCUCACCCGUAGGCUGCAGAACCUCCAACACGCCACUCUGUCUGGGCAGAAAGGGGUGGGAUGGGGGGAGGAGAUGGGCUCUCAUUUCUGCUGCUCACCCCAAAGACCACAGCCAGGUACCCAGGCCCCCUGUUCAGCAGACAGGUAGUGCUUCCCGCUAAGACCCGAGUCUUGCAUUUAUCCCUUGCAUGCCUCCCCUCUGCUUCCCAGGGUCCUGGGACAGCAGAAUCCAUCCCUUUCCAAAGGAUAGAGAAAAUGGUUGCUAUAGUUACACCCAUAGGGGCCUACAAGUACCAGGCACUUCCAUACACAUUAUCUCAUUGAGUCCUAAAAUAAUCCUAUAGGGUGAUUUCCAUUCUUUGAUUUUGAAGAGAAGCAAAGGGUCAGGGAGACAGAGUCAUUUGCCCCAGGCCAUGUGGCCAGAAAGUGAGGGUUCUACCCAGGUCCUUUGCCCACAUCCAUGAGGGGAGAAUGAGCUCCCUGGUUAUCUGCCCUUUGUGUCAGUUGCCCUUUCCUGCCUUUCCCAUGGCCAGGUCACCAGGGAGCUUUCUCUGGGAUGCAGGCCUGACUUUAGAGGAGCCCAGUGAGAUGGAGUAUAAACUCUCAUUUCUGACCGGGCCAAGCCCAGCUUCAGAAGAAAUAGGAGAUAUGACUGUCAGUGAACUUUUCCUUACCUCACCAUGUAUCUCAAGCCCGAGCUGAGGAACAGACCUUCCUUCUCCAGUUAGACCCUCACGCAUCUGGACCCUCGCUUCAGAAUCCAGAUAGAACACACACACACGCACACACACUCGCACACGUGCACACACACACACACACUCGCACACACACACACACACACACACACACACACACGACAGCUGAGAAGUGGUUGUAGAGCCUAGCACCAGGCCCCAGGACAUCAGUUGUCUUUGUCUAAAGCACUGUUGGAAAAGCCUCAGGUAUGGGCUCAGGAUGUAGCUGUGUAGGUAGUAUUUGUCUAGGAUGUGCAAAGAAAGCCCUAGAACCCACGCCCAGCGCGAUACAUACCGUAUGGUAGUGAGCCUGUAAUCCUAGCACUCAGGAGGUGGAGACAGGAUGGAAAGUUCAUCUGUGGCUAUGCAGUAAGUUUGAGGCCAGCCGGGACCCCUGAAACUGUCUCAGAGAAGAAGUGGGAGGCAUAGUGAAAUGCAGUCCCCUGUGAGCUCCCAGUCAGGUCAGCCAGGCCUGUUCCACGUGAUCCUAAUCGGUGAUCAGCUAGGAGCUAAUGGGGCCUCAGAAACCAUCCUGUCCAACCCUCUUGCUUACAGAUCAGAAACUCUGAGGCCAGAAGUGGAAAAGGGCUUGCCUUGUGUCAUCAUAGGGGCCAAGAGAGAGCUCGGGUGUCCUGUGCUCACAGAAGGACGCUAUUGAGCAGCAGCCAAGUCCGUCUUGUCUCCAUUGCUUAGAUGUCCCACCUCCUCUCUGGGCUUUUAAAGAAAAGAGGACAUGGAGAGGAAGCUCUAAAUUGCACAGGGCAAGGUUAGGGAAAAGAGGCUUUUUUGUUUUGAUUUGGGCUUUUUUGGUUGGUUGGUUGGUUGGUUGGUUGGUUGGUUUUUGAUGAACGGACUUUGCUGUAUAUCCCUGAGUGGCCUCAGCUUUAUAACCCUCCUCCUUCAACCUUUCCCCAGUUUGGGGAUUUACAGGCAAGUGCCAUCCCCCAGUUGGGGGAAUACAGAAUUAGAUAUCAGAGAGGUUCGUGCUAGUGAGUGGGCCUGAGGUACAAGCUUCCUUUAGUGUCAGGGCCAAUCUCCUCUGGGAACAUGGGCGUGAUGGUGAGGUCUUAGCAGAGAUGAGCAUACAUGUAGACAGAGGGCUGGCCCCUCGCCAGAAGGUACAGAGAGCUGUGGGGAAGGAUAGUGGGGAGGCUUCUAUAGGCAUGCCUGGGCAGACCUAACCCCAAUGAUCCCCACCCCAGGCGGAGACGGGGUGAGAGUCUUCCCACCAGGUUCGUCAACCCUUCCCUCACUCUGCUUGCUCACAGCCCCCAUCAUUAUGGGCAAUGGGAUACCGUCUCCCCGGCACCAGCAUCCAGAGACCUGGCCAGGCUUCAUCUCCAGCAGAGACAUCAGUUAGGGACACACAUCCUCCAAUAAGGAGGCACACAGGCCCCCUUUGAGCUGAGACUGAGUUCACAGGAGGAGAUGGAGACCUUGUGUCCUGAAAGGGAACUGUACCCCAGGCUAGGAUAAGCUCCCCCAGGUGCCUGUGCCUCUUCUGAACCUUCCAGUAAGUGGAAAGCCCCAUUCUCUGUUCCCUUUGAAUCAAGUCCACUGUCAUGUGCUAGCUGUAGGCUAAUAGAAAUCACAGCAGCAAGCUGUACCUGAUACCCUGUGUUUACUCAGCGCCGUCACCGACGUUAUCACACAGGCCCUGGCCACACCUGCUGAGGUUCCUGUGGCUUGUUACUCUUUUUGUUUGGUAGAAAAACAAAUACACGGUCCUGAGAACUAGA
Molecule: messenger RNA, 5487 nt
Organism: Myodes glareolus (Bank vole)
Lineage: Eukaryota; Metazoa; Chordata; Mammalia; Rodentia; Cricetidae
Source: RefSeq, a predicted model, not a curated record